Messenger RNA from Ustilaginoidea virens, 969 nucleotides. RefSeq lists its product as uncharacterized. The transcript is spliced from 5 exons. The record is from RefSeq and is a predicted model, not a curated record. Bases 1 to 969 code for a protein of 322 amino acids. Lineage: Eukaryota; Fungi; Ascomycota; Sordariomycetes; Hypocreales; Clavicipitaceae.
AUGGCCAUGAGAGAAUUUCCUUUCCGGACCUUUAACUCCGGGAUUGCUUUCGGUUGUAGCGUUUUGUCGUUUGCAGACUUUUGCAUCACAACCAGGCAAUUAUUUUACGAGCUUGCGAAAACGCCGAUCAGUAUGGAUUCAUCCUCCGUGCCAUGGACCAACGAGAACGCUGCACUGUUGCCUUGGUAUGUGCAAGAGCUCCGAGAGGUGAACGAGCCUGCAAGGGAGCUGUUUGAAAAAUACGCCGGGUUGCCCGCCGAGGAAGUCAUACCACACAUUCAAAGCGUGCGAGACAGCGCGCUUGCAAUAAUGCCUUACCCAUGCAUUGGAGCUUUCGCUUUUCUAGAAUUGAGUUUGAUGCGUCUGGCGUGCUAUGGCGAGGUCAAGGACCGCGUCAAGGCAGGGGCCAAGUUUCUUGACCUGGGUUGCUGCUUUGGACAGGACCUGCGAAAGCUUGUGAUGGACGGCGCCUCGAGCGAAAACGUGUUUGGCUCUGACGCAAACGCAAGCUUCAUUGCGCUGGGCUACAAGCUCUUCCGAGACCACGGCGCCCUCCAGGAUAGGUUCAUCGUUGCGGAUUUGCUGAACCCCGGUGAGGCGCUGAAGAAGCUGCAGGGAGACAUUGACAUCAUCAACGCCCAGUUAUUCUUCCACUUGUUCGAUAUGGACGAGCAGGUCAGGAUCAUCCGAUCGGUUCUGGGCCUGCUCAGGCCGACCACCAACACUCUGCUGGUUGGAAGCCAAGUCGGCAGCGCAACCGCAAAACUGCAACGUGUUCCGUCCCUGGGCAACGUGUUUGUGCACUCGCCAGAGAGCUGGGCGAUGCUCUGGGAGAAGAUGGGGGCAGAGACUGGUACCAAGUGGCAGGUCCGGACGGACAGGGGCGAACCAAAAAGGUUGGACCUGAUACACGCAGUUCAUGGCGAGGAAGCGUACUUGAUGACGUUUGAGGUUCGUAGAAUUGAAUGA